This is a messenger RNA of Lonchura striata (white-rumped munia), 2000 nucleotides long. RefSeq names its product ornithine decarboxylase antizyme 2 (gene OAZ2). The record is from RefSeq and is a predicted model, not a curated record. Gene Ontology annotation, biological process: positive regulation of protein catabolic process. Lineage: Eukaryota; Metazoa; Chordata; Aves; Passeriformes; Estrildidae. Gene Ontology annotation, molecular function: ornithine decarboxylase inhibitor activity. Gene Ontology annotation, cellular component: cytoplasm; nucleus.
UCAGUCGGAGCGCGGCGCCGAGCGGAGCGGAGCGCAGGAGGGGACAGCCGGGGCACCGCCGGGGCACCAGCGCCAGCAGCGCCGACAGCGCCGACAGCGACCGCAGCGCCGACAGCGACCGCAGCGCCGACAGCGACCGCAGCCGCACCGCAGCGAGCGCACGAUGAUAAACACCCAGGACAGUAGUAUUUUACCUUUGAGUAACUGUCCCCAGCUGCAGUGCUGCAGGCACAUCGUUCCAGGGCCUCUGUGGUGCUCCGAUGCCCCUCACCCACUGUCGAAGAUCCCCGGUGGGCGAGGGGGUGGCAGGGAUCCUUCUCUUUCAGCUCUGAUAUAUAAGGAUGAGAAGAUCACUGUUAGCCAAGAUGUCCCAGUGCAUGAAGGGAAGCCUCACAUUGUCCACUUCCAGUACAAGGUCACAGAGGUGAAGACCUCCUCCUGGGAUGCAGUGCUCUCAAACCAGAGCCUCUUUGUGGAAAUCCCUGAUGGAUUAUUAGCUGAUGGAAGCAAAGAAGGGUUGUCAGCACUGCUGGAGUUUGCUGAAGAAAAAAUGAAAGUCAACUAUGUCUUCAUCUGCUUCAGAAAAAGCAGAGAAGAUCGAGCUCCACUCCUGAAGACAUUCAGCUUCUUGGGCUUCGAGAUCGUGCGGCCUGGCCACCCCGCUGUCCCGUCGCGGCCGGACGUGAUGUUCAUGGUGUACCCCCUGGAUCAGAGCUCUUCCUCCGAUGAAGAAUAGCAGCAGAGCGGAGCUCCAGUGGGACCCUGACAUGCUGUGGAGAGGAGAGAGGACCACCUCCUCUCCUGAGGAGAGGGAAGCAGAGCUUCUGUUGGACUGCAAGCGCAUUUCUCAUUGUUAGAUUGGGCUGUGUAUCCCCAGAGUUGACUCUCAUUGAAACAUGUUGCCUAGAGAACUAUCUAUCACACAUGUAAUCAUCACUAGGAAAAGGAAGAUGUUCAUGAACUGGCAUAGGAGCUCUUCCAAUGCACCUGCAUGGUGUGGGAGCCCCGGGGUCAGUACCACCUUCGGGACUCCUCUGAACCCCACUGGUGCCUCCUGCCCACCCAGCGUGGGCUCAGCUGGGACACAACCUGUUCAUUUCCCAUUCAAGACCUUAAAAACAGCCUGGCUUGGUGUGGGGCACAUGCAGGAGACACUCAAGUUUAUCCUUUAACACUACAUUAAACCCCCCAUACAUCUCCACUCCAAUGCUGGUUUAACUGGUCUAACCUUUUUUUUUUUUUCUUUUUUUUUUUUUUUUUUAUUUUUUUUUUUUUUUUUUUUUUUUUUUUUUUUUUUUUUUGAAACUUCUUGCUCUUCCAGCUUUUGUUUUACGCAGUCUUAACCCUGUUCCACGUUCCCACUACACUAUCACAGCAUUCAAUAAAAGGGGCAUUCAGAUGAACUUCACAUACCUGGGGCUGCUUAUUUGGGAGGACCAGUUUCCUUACCUGCACUCUGAUGGUUGGUCCAAACAGCCAAGAAAAGCUCCUGCCUUUACCCUCUGCCCCAGGAUGGGUCUGGAGCAACCCCAAGCCCUCAACUCUGCUCCUACUUAUCUUUCCACAGGGAUGACCUCAAGGCUUGAGAUGCCACCAGUGGCUGUAUCCAAACCAAAGAGUUGUGUGGAGCCUGGCAUAUUCUCCCCAUCCAGGGGCUUUUUCCAGGAAAGGGUCAUGGUGCCAUGGAUCCAUGGUGCCAGCAGUAGGUCAUGCCUCACCCCAGCCUUGUCCCUGUCCUGUAGCACUGUCCCUGUAUCGUGGCUGGCUCUGUCUGGCAGCCCCCAGGGAAGGGGGAGGGAAGGGGGCUGUGCCCCAGGGACAUGCCCUCAGCUCUUCCUGGCCUGGCUCCUUGUUGUGGGAUUGUUCCUGUUGUGCCCUUGCCCUUCACGGAUGAUUCUAUUGGGAACUGGACCAGAGUCAUUCCAUAUCCAGCAUGGUGUUUGGUUAGGGAGAGGUGGGGCUGGGAUAUGAGUCUGUGUGAAUAAAUAACCAUAAAUUUG